AGAGUGAUGGGUAACGGAUAUAAAGUGCGGUUUGCGCAGGCGCGCCCCUCAGACGUUUGGCUGAGGUUCCGGUCGCUACUAUGGGUCGCCGUCCUGCUCGCUGUUACCGUUACUGUAAGAACAAGCCGUACCCGAAGUCCCGCUUCUGCCGAGGGGUCCCGAAUGCGAAGAUUCACAUCUUUGACCUGGGUCGGAAGAAGGCAAAAGUGGACGAAUUCCCACUGUGCGCCCACAUGGUGUCGGGUGAAUAUGAGCAGCUCUCCUCCGAAGCCCUGGAGGCCGCCCGUAUCUGUGCCAACAAGUACAUGGUGAAAACGUGCGGCAAAGAUGGCUUCCACAUCCGGGUACGGCUCCAUCCCUUCCACGUCAUCCGCAUCAACAAGAUGUUGUCGUGUGCGGGAGCUGACAGGCUGCAGACGGGCAUGCGCGGCGCCUUUGGGAAACCCCAGGGUACUGUAGCCAGGGUCCAUAUUGGCCAGGUCAUCAUGUCCAUCCGCACCAAGGUGCUGAACAAGAAGCACGUGAUCGAAGCCUUGCGCAGGGCCAAAUUCAAGUUCCCUGGACGCCAGAAAAUCCAUAUCUCCAAGAAGUGGGGCUUUACCAAGUAUAAUGCUGAUCAAUUCGAAGAACAGAUGGCUAUGAAGCGCCUCCUCCCUGAUGGUUGCGGAGUCAAGUACGUCCCCAGUCGUGGCUGUUUGGACAAGUGGCGGGCACUGUGCUCCUGAAGGCUUCUCUGGACCACGGUUCUCUGGACCACGGUUCCCUGGACCCUCAGUGGGACUUAAGUUUGACAAUAAAUUCUCCUCGCUGGCAAAAAACACCAAAAAAACAAAAAAAAAAAUUGUAAAAAAAAAUUGGUAAAAAAUAGUUACCCAAUUUUAGAUUGUAGAAUGCUGGAGAAAUAAUAUUUAUGUUAAUACAACAUGUUUUAAUGGAGAA
This is a messenger RNA of Chinchilla lanigera (long-tailed chinchilla), 939 nucleotides long. It is a transcript of the gene Rpl10l, whose product is annotated as ribosomal protein L10-like. Gene Ontology annotation, cellular component: cytosolic large ribosomal subunit; ribosome. The record is from RefSeq and is a predicted model, not a curated record. Gene Ontology annotation, biological process: translation; ribosomal large subunit assembly. Gene Ontology annotation, molecular function: structural constituent of ribosome. Bases 81 to 725 code for a protein of 214 amino acids. The transcript has a single exon. NCBI's taxonomy places the organism in Eukaryota, Metazoa, Chordata, Mammalia, Rodentia, Chinchillidae.